AUGGCGGGGCCGGAGUUGUUGCUGGACUCCAACAUCCGCCUCUGGGUGGUUCUUCCCAUCGUUAUCAUCACUUUUUUCGUAGGCAUGAUCCGCCACUACGUGUCCAUACUGUUGCAGAGCGACAAGAAGCUCACCCAGGAACAAGUGUCGGACAGUCAAGUCUUAAUUCGAAGCAGAGUCCUCCGGGAAAAUGGAAAAUAUAUUCCCAAACAGUCUUUCUUGACACGAAAAUAUUACUUCAACAACCCAGAGGAUGGAUUUUUCAAAAAAACUAAAAGGAAAGUAGUGCCACCUUCUCCUAUGACUGAUCCCACAAUGCUCACAGACAUGAUGAAAGGGAAUAUCACGAACGUUCUCCCUAUGAUUCUCAUUGGUGGGUGGAUCAACAUGACGUUCUCAGGCUUUGUCACAACCAAAGUCCCAUUUCCACUGACUCUCCGUUUCAAGCCCAUGCUGCAGCAGGGAAUCGAACUCCUCACAUUAGAUGCAUCCUGGGUGAGUUCUGCAUCCUGGUACUUUCUCAAUGUAUUUGGGCUCCGGAGCAUUUACUCUCUGAUUCUGGGCCAAGAUAAUGCUGCUGACCAGUCCCGAAUGAUGCAAGAACAGAUGACUGGGGCUGCCGUGGCCAUUCCAGCGGACACCAACAAAGCUUUCAAGACAGAGUGGGAGGCCCUGGAGCUGACCGACCACCAGUGGGCCCUGGACGACGUGGAAGAGGAGCUUAUGACCAAGGACCUCCACUUUGAAGGCAUGUUCAAGAAGGAGCUGCAGACGUCCAUCUUCUGAAGCUGGAGCUGUAGUAGCUGUAUCAGGACCCUGAAGUAUAGCGCUUAACCUUGUACUUUGAUUGGAGCUGGAGCCUCUGAGAAUAAAGAGGAUGCAGGGGCUGGCGGGCACGUGGCCAGGCUUGCUCUUGUCUGGGCUGGACUCCCUUGCUGUGGGGAGCUAGAGGACAGGGAGGAGUGUGCUGGGGACUGGCUAUCUGCAGAGUGUUCUCAGUUUUCCUUUUGACUCUAGUAAUGAAAGUCAGACAGAGGAAACUCAAGCUAUUAAUACCAUAUAAAAACUUAUCAAAAAUUCAGUCUUUGGAAGAAGCACUGUCAGUUAUAGCCAGAUAUGUUCAGUCAGCUUGACUUCUAACCACAGUAACUUCUGUUUUCUUGGGAUCCAAACAUCUCUGCAUUUAUCUUUAAUUUUUUGUUAGUAUUUUUAACUUUCUUUACAAAAGUAAUGCAUUUCUUCUAAGAUUUUAGAAAUCAUGAGUGAGCAAAAUGAACCUCCCUGUAUUGUUCAUUUUGAGAGUACAGAAUGACAAAACAGUGUCAGAACCUCACCUGCAUAAACCCUCUCAGCGUGAAUGCGCAGGGCCAGAGCCUUCACAUCUCAGUACUGUUGGGCAAACACCAGUGACCCUGAGGCGCUGCCAGACUCCCAAGUGCCUUCGGGACCAUCAAACACAGUUAAGUUACAGUGCUGAGCCAGGUGUGGUGGCUCAGGCCUGUAGUCCCAGCGCUUGCAAGGCUGGGGCAGGAGGAUCACCAUGGAUUGG
This is a messenger RNA of Fukomys damarensis (Damara mole-rat), 1549 nucleotides long. It is a transcript of the gene Emc3, whose product is annotated as ER membrane protein complex subunit 3. Gene Ontology annotation, cellular component: membrane; EMC complex. Gene Ontology annotation, biological process: protein folding in endoplasmic reticulum. Bases 1 to 786 code for a protein of 261 amino acids. The transcript is spliced from 8 exons. Lineage: Eukaryota; Metazoa; Chordata; Mammalia; Rodentia; Bathyergidae. The record is from RefSeq and is a predicted model, not a curated record.